AUGGGACGGUGUGGACCAUCCUUCAGUCAAAUGAACGUCCAGGGAGAAGGCAGCCAAAAUGUUCUGACUGAAGCUGCCGGUCCCACCGCGCACGCAAAGUGCAACAUCGAAGAUGCGCUCACUGCCUUUCUGUGUUUGUUUGACGAUGGCAUGUUGAAACACAUCAGGGACUGCACUGUGGCUGAGGCACAUCAGCACCGUGGUGACAGCUCAUGGGACCUGACAGUGGCUGAACUGAAAGCCUUCAUAGCUCUGUUAUAUAUCCGUGGAGCACAGGGUGCGAAGAACAUGGAUUUGGGGAGCCUUUGGUCGGAGAAAUGGGGCUUCCCGUUUUUCAAAGAAACCAUAGCCAGAAAUCGCUUCAGGGAGAUAAUGAGAUUCCUGCGGUUCGAUAAAAAAGAAACCCGACAUGUGCGUCUGCAGGAUGACAGGUUUGCCCUGGUAUCGGCCACUUGGAACAAGUUUAUUCAGAACAGCAUAGCCUGUUACAAGCCCGGUGCCGACAUAACCAUAGAUGAGCACCUAUUCCCCACCAAGGCCCGGUGCAGAUUUCUUCAGUACAUGGGGAAUAAGCCUGAUAAAUUUGGCAUCAAAUUUUGGCUGGCUGCUGAUGUCCGUUCGAAAUACAUGCUGAACGGGGCUCCGUUUCUGGGUAAAGAAGAGGCACGGAGCAGAGGUCAGCUCGUGGGAGAGAGUGUGGUGCUGAAACUGGCGGAGCCAUUCUUGGGUAAGGGAAGAAAUAUUACAACGGAUAAUUUCUUCACUUCACUGAAACUGGCCACCGCCUUACAGGCCAAGAAGACCAGCCUGGUUGGCACUAUGGGAAAAAGUAAGCGCGAGUUGCCCCCCUCCGCAAAAGAGCAAGCGGAGUUGUAUAACACAAAAGUGCUAAAAUGUGCGGAUGCGACGCUCACGAUAUACCAGGGAAAGCCGAGGAAGAAUGUGUGCAUUUUGAGCUCCGUACACACAAGCGUGGGCAUCACCGAUGGGCCGAAAGCAAAGCCGGAGUCUGUGACCUAUUACAACAACACCAAGUAUGGGGUGGAUGUCCUAGAUCAGAUGGCACGGGCAUACUCUGUGAAAGGCGGUACGCGUAGAAGGCCAGUGGCUGUAUUUUACAACAUCCUCGACCUUGCUGGAAUCAAUGCCCACAUCCUCUUCAAGGAGUGCACCAGCAGCAAAAUUGCCCGGAGGAAGUUCCUGCUGCGACUGGCAGAGGAGCUGAGAGCGGAGUUCAUGGAGGGAAAAAGGGCAGCAUCGCAGUUGACACAAGGUCCCAACCAAAAAAAUCAACCCCCGCAACUGACACCAAAACGGAGACAGUGUCAGGUGCGGAGAAUCUGCAAACAAAAUAAAACGCAUGACACCUGCUGCAAAUGCCACAAACCCGUGUGUGGAAAUUGUGCGAGAAGAACAGAAGUAACUUGUGUUGACUGUGAAUCUUAAAUAGCCGAGCACGAUAUAGAUUUAUUUAAUAUAGAAUUUGUAGCGUAAUUGUUUUAUGGUUCCAAACUUCGUUCGUGACUCUUUUUAACUUUAGAGCUGCUUGUUUCCAGCUUAUGUUCUGUGUUAUAAUGUAUCAUAAAUGUUGUAACAUUUUUUUUUCAUAAUCAAAUAGAUCAUUUUAAAUGUUAUUUUGUUGUUCUGAGUUAUGUAAAAUAAAUACAGAGAAAUACUGAAUAUGCAAUAAUUACAUUUUACUAUGAAAUGAUGCGAAUAUUUCUAAAUUUAUAAUUAUCAUUUUUAACUAAAUAAAAAAUGUAAAUGUUGGUGUUAUUUGUUUUUUUAAAAGAUAUCCUAACACAGUUAAUACAUUAAUCUCUCAUUUGGGCAAUUUAUUUAGAGAUUAUAGCGUUUAUAAUAUAGCGGUCAAAAUGACCGCUCACGGCUGUUCUAGUAGUUUUGGAAUUCUGGCGCUUCUAG
Messenger RNA from Cyprinus carpio (common carp), 1923 nucleotides. RefSeq lists its product as uncharacterized. The transcript has a single exon. The record is from RefSeq and is a predicted model, not a curated record. Lineage: Eukaryota; Metazoa; Chordata; Actinopteri; Cypriniformes; Cyprinidae. The coding region runs from base 1 to 1446 and encodes 481 amino acids.